CCGUUUUUCACCAUACAAACGCUCAUAUAAAUUGCAUUUGUGAAUGACCCACGCAAUCUGAUGCUGCUCCCAUCUUCUCACUUCCUUAUUAGAUCCCAGCCCCGCACACCAGUCAAGCAAAAUGACUGGAGUUGUCGGCGGCGCAUUGUUGCUGCUCUGGAGCUACGUGCAAUGCGUCUCCGCCGUGGGCAGCGACCUUAAGCUGCAGCUGCCGUUCCCCGUGGCGUCGCACCCGCUUCAGCUGUCCUCGAGCCUAUUCGCAGCUUCAGAACACUUACCGCUGGACGCUCACGUGGCCAACACGUCGUCGGAUGGACGUCCAAAGCUGCUGGCCGACGUGCCGUUCCCCACUGGCGCGUGGUGGACGAAUUUGGUGCUGGCGGAGGGCCAAUCGGCUGUCGUAUCCAUGCCCUACGUUCACAAGAUCCUGGACGAGAAACUGCACGUGAGCUUCCCGUUCCGCGUCGUGGCACCGCGAGACAUUGAGGAAGGUUUCAUCGCCCAGAUGGUCGUGAGCUCGCAGGCGCAGACGUCGACGCUGCCGCUAGCGCACCACGUCGUCAACUUUGACGCGUUCAGUACGACCGUGCGCUUCAGUCGCGGCCAAGCGGAGGAGUUCCGCGUGUAUCUGGUGCGAGGCUCACCGUAUAUUACGAUGGAGUACACACAUAGUCGUCCCGUACUAGAGGCCAAGGACGGACUGCAGAUCAAUCGCUUUAAGAAGCUCAAAGGACUUACACUCAUGAACGGAGACGCCAUCCCAUUCGCCACCUUCGCGGCGGAGCUCAAUAAUGGCCAGACGUGGUACGUCUACGCGUCGGAUAAACAACUCAAGCUCAAGUUGAACGACAACGGACAAGUGACUAGUGACGAGGAGUUUACGGGUGUAUUGAGAGUGGCGCUGUGUCACGACGCCAAGGUGAUGGCUUAUCUACUCGAGUCGGCGUCUGUAUACGCUAUUGGAGGUGACGUCGCUCACUCGGUGGACCCUCAAGACUCGGACAAGGCUUUGCUCGAGUUCCAGUGGAAGACAAAGAGCUUUUCGACGUUCCACGGCACAGCCGACGAGGUGACGGACGAGGAGAAGAACAAACUGCUGAUGCUAGCGCUUCCCCAUCACAUGGACGUGAUGCAAGUGCAGACUGACAAUGAACCUUUGAAGAAAGGCAAGAACAAAGUGCUGUCGGACUUGAGGUACACGAGCAUCCGUGGCCUGAUGGAAGGCGUGUUCGGCGCUGUGUGGCACAUGAAGGAGAAUCUGCCAGCGGUCGAGUGGAACUACGCGGACGACGGUCUCUUUAGUGAUGACUUCAGUGACAGCUCUGACGACAAGCAGCUUCGUCUUGAUAUGCGCGUUAAAGCAACGGAGGCUAUCCUUAAAGAGCUGCCUAUUGACGCUGACAAGUACCCGCCGCCAAUGAGUCCGGACUCGUACAACUUUGGCAAGCAAGUGAGUCGCGAUGCGCGUUUGUUGCUGAUUGCGGACACGUUCAAGCAGGAAGAAUUGAAGCAGAAACUCCUGACAAAAGUUGAGCUGGAGAUCGUCGAUUGGCUUGAAGGCACUAACGUCGAUCACUUUGUGUACGACCAAACGUUUGGAGGAGUGAUCACGAACGAUGGCUGGAAUGACGAGCAGGCAGACUAUGGCAACGGAUACUACAACGACCAUCAUUUCCACUACGGAUAUUUUGUCUAUGCGCUUGCUGCGGUUCGGAAAUUCGACCCAGAGUUCAUUGAGAAGCAUGCGCAAGCCUGUGCCUUGAUCAUGGGAGAUAUUGGCACGCCGCUACUCAACAGCAACACGUCGUUUUUCAACGACCUGCCAGUCCGACUGCUGUUCCCUACUGCUCGCCACAAAGACUGGUUCGUUGGCCACUCGUACGCUAGUGGUUUGUUCCCGAUGGAGGACGGCAAGUCUCAGGAAAGCAGCAGCGAAGACCUCAACGCUUACUAUGCGUUGGCCUUAUUCUCCUCACUGGACGAAAAGGCCACCGAAGGACAAGGAGACAGCUCUUACCACCAGUACGCGCGUCUCUUACUGGCCACGGAAUUGCGAUCGGUCAAGAAAUACUGGCACAUGUCGGAGAACUCGAAGAUCUACGAGCCUGUCUUCUCGAAGAACGCCAUGGUGGGUGUGGUGGGCGAGAUGAGUGUGGUGUACAACACGUGGUUUGGCGACCGUGCCGUCUACAUUCACGGCAUCAACAUGCUCCCCUUCACGCCGUUUACUUCGCAACUGCUGGACGAGGAGUAUGUAGCGCGAGAGUAUGCGCUAUUGAGUCAGGAUCUCCCCGAUCUGGAUCAAUACGACAUCUGGCGUUCGAUUGUAGUGAUGGAUCACGCGAUCUUGAACGCAGCGGAAGCUUGGGAUGAGCUGAACAACACGGUGAAGGCGUUCGACACGUGGUCUUCACGUACGAACGCAAUGUUUUGGAUUGCUACUCGUCCGUCGUGGUUCGCUCAAAAGAACCGCCCAGCUCUGAGUGACCCCGACCUCGAUCCUGAUGACAAGUGCUUUGGCUUUCCGGCGUGUGCCACGGCAGGAGAAAAUGGCACGGCGUUGAUGUGUUGCAGUACGUUGCCUGGUUGCUGUCCGAGUGCGCUGGGCUGCUGCCCACAAGAAGAUCCCGCGUUAUUGCCAAGCAACGCCUGCUUCGGAGAACAUGAGUGUGCUGUGCUUGGAUUGGGCUGCUGCAACACCAUCGAUGGAUGCUGUGAGCCUGACCCCAUCUCGGGUACUGUGUUGGGUUGCUGCAAGAACCAGCACCCCGUGGUCGCCAACGUAACUCACAAGGCAGUUGAGAAGACUAAGGACGCAGCAAAAUGUUACGGUGAACCACUGUGCGAGGCGGCCAAGCUCGACUGCUGCGGCGUACCUGGCGGCUGCUGCUCGGGAUCUGGUGUCAAGUUGGAUUGUUGCGCCUCGGAAACGCCGAUCACAGCUCUGUCCAGUACUUCUCAAUCGAGUGAUGCGAACACGUGCCAGGGCCAACCUAAAUGUGGUGCUGCUGGGCUGGACUGCUGCGGGUGGGAGGGAGGCUGCUGUAAGCCGGACCCGACGACGGGAGCCAAGUUGGAUUGCUGCGAGGAUGAACCUUCCAGUGCGACGAUUCCUGUCCGCAGUGUCCACGGACGCCACGAAGACGGAGUCGAUUCCGACGACAGUUCAUCAAACGGGAAUACUGGUAGUUCUAUCAGCCGCAUCUUUAUUGGGCUGGGUGGAGCCAUUCUGCUUGUCGCGAUCGUGUACGCUGGAGGUCUGUGCUACCGACGCCGCGGAUACUCCAACAUCGACGGCGACAUGCGCUCGCUCUACUGUGCUGGACUCAUGGUUGGUGUCAUCGCCUUCUUCAUCUACCUCAUCGUCACGUCUUAGGAGCGCCAUUAGCAGGAUGCAGUGAUUCUACAGCGCGCCAUUCUUUUUCAAUUUGCUCUUUAUUUUUUGCGAGAAUCGUGGAUGAACUAACAUUUUUGAAAUGAAAGUCUCUCAGUUCAAUCAUCAGCGCGACAGUUGAGCGUAUCAAUGUUGCAGC
Molecule: messenger RNA, 3533 nt
Organism: Phytophthora nicotianae INRA-310
Lineage: Eukaryota; Oomycota; Peronosporomycetes; Peronosporales; Peronosporaceae
Exons: 2
Coding region: 122-3376 (1084 amino acids)
Molecular function (GO): endo-1,3(4)-beta-glucanase activity
Source: RefSeq, a predicted model, not a curated record